UCCGCUCUGUUCAACUUCGAAUCUCUCCUACUCGUAAUUCUCCUCAUGAUUUGCACCUGCACAUACGUGCGUGCUGUAAUGCCAAGCUUGACGGAUAGGAACAAGGAAGGGUUUUUGGGCGUUUUUUGGAAGUGCGCGAGGAUAGGGGAGAGACUGUCACCAUACGUUGCUAUUGCAUGUGUAGUCAUGGCUGUCCACAUGCUCAUCAAAUGA
Cantharellus anzutake is the source of this 213-nucleotide messenger RNA. RefSeq lists its product as uncharacterized. NCBI's taxonomy places the organism in Eukaryota, Fungi, Basidiomycota, Agaricomycetes, Cantharellales, Hydnaceae. The transcript is spliced from 3 exons. The annotation marks the transcript as partial. Gene Ontology annotation, biological process: protein secretion; intracellular transport. The record is from RefSeq and is a predicted model, not a curated record.